AUGUUGUUUAAAGAGACAAAAGAUUUACAUACCUAUAAUGCUGGAGACAUUAUUGGAUUUCACAAAUAUGCUUACUACGGGGAUGUAAGAAGGUUCAAAAUGGUAGCAACCUCCACGUUAAUUGAAGAAUAUAUAGAGUCGAUCUACUAUUGUAUCAACUAUGGAUGUAGGAGAAAUAUUGAGUUUGCGGAGUUUGUUUUAGAUGAGAUCGAAUUUGUUGACAAUAAAUAUAAAAUGAGUAUUACUGCGACGUAUAUAAGGAACGGAAAGUACGACUCUAGGUUGUAUUUAAAGAAGUUUGAUUAUUCCUUGUACAGAAACAUAGCCAAAGACGAUGUGAAGCAUUUAUUGAAAUAUGAAGAAUUGCAUGAUAUAUUGUGUUUUAUUUCUGCUUUGAAUUCAUUCGAGUUAAUAAUCAGUCCCAGUUAUUUGCAUCCGAUAAAUAAGUUGAAAUACUUCUAUAAUUUGCCUGAUGAUAGUGAAUCAAAAAAGAUUACAGAUUUCUGGAGUUUUGUUUUAUCUCCCACUAGAUAUACAUUAGGAGGAUUAGACAUUUAUUCCUUUACUAUUCCGCCAGGUGAUUAUGCAAAUAUCUGUAAUAUUGAAAGAGAAUUAUUGUUUGCUUAUUUAAAUCGUGGCCACAAGGAAAACGAAGUUCUUACACCUUUAACUGAAGUCAACAUAAUGAAUGAUGUCAGGUUUGCUAUAGAGUCAUAUUCAAAAAAUCAUCUCAUGGAUUACUGUUUGAGUAAAUUUGUCAUUAUUUCACCUUCACUUUCAUUAGAAUUAGUGAAGAAACAUAAACCAUUUUUAGUUUUCGGCAAUUCCUAUAAUGACUUCAAUUACCUUGACAAAUACAUUGAAAUUAACCCUUUGUAUAGACAUAAUUUUAUUUACAGUGGUAUAAUGUAUCAUUGUAUUGAUAUUAGACAAUAUAUUGGAGAUGAUAUAGAUUAUUGUUACAUUGAAGCAUGCAUAAAAUCUUGCAAUCCUUCCGUUCUUUUGUUACUAAAGAAAAUGAACAAAAAAUGUUAUAAAAGAUUAGAUUAUGCUAACAACAAAUAUAUUGAAGAACUGGAUGAAAUUGAAGUUGAUUAUGAUGAAAUAUCUAAGAAAUUGAGACUCGAUGUGUCUUCAUAUAAGUUUAUCUCAUAA
Messenger RNA from Debaryomyces fabryi, 1155 nucleotides. RefSeq lists its product as uncharacterized. The record is from RefSeq and is a predicted model, not a curated record. Bases 1 to 1155 code for a protein of 384 amino acids. Lineage: Eukaryota; Fungi; Ascomycota; Pichiomycetes; Serinales; Debaryomycetaceae. The transcript has a single exon.